Molecule: messenger RNA, 1620 nt
Organism: Aspergillus wentii DTO 134E9
Lineage: Eukaryota; Fungi; Ascomycota; Eurotiomycetes; Eurotiales; Aspergillaceae
Product: CaiB/BaiF CoA transferase family protein
Exons: 2
Coding region: 62-1225 (387 amino acids)
Molecular function (GO): catalytic activity
Source: RefSeq, a predicted model, not a curated record
AUUUAAGCAUACUAUCUCUCCAGAUAGUGGACUACAGUAAUUAAUAUCCAGUUCAAUCAAAAUGUCUACACCAUCUCCGCCUCUGGCUGGUAUCCGGGUUGUCGAGCUGGCAGGCCUAGCUCCGGGACCAUUUGCUGGACUCUUACUCGCAGACUAUGGAGCUUCCGUGCUAAGAGUCGACCGACCCAGUGCAGAUAAUUCAGUACCAACUUCCGACCAGCUAACGCGACACAAGACCUCGGUCACCAUCGACCUGCGAGACACUGCAUCACAUCGAGUCCUACUCGAUAUCCUCUCCAAAGCCGAUGUUCUCAUUGACCCCUUUCGCCCGGGGGUAUUAGAGCGACUAGGGCUCUCCCCUUCUGAAGUCCUCCUUAAACACAACCCUCGGCUCAUCGUAGCCCGCAUGACCGGCUUCCGUCGCGAUGGCAAAUACAAAGACAUGGCCGGCCAUGAUAUCAACUAUAUCGCCGUAUCCGGCGUGCUAUCCAUGCUAGGACGUAGCGGUGAAGCGCCGUACGCCCCGGCCAAUAUCAUCGGCGAUUUCGCGGGCGGAGGCGCCAUGUGUUUUCUCGGCAUCCUGCUAGCGUUGAUAUCGCGUCUAGGCACGGGACGCGGGCAAGUCGUUGAGGCCAACAUGGUGGAUGGAUCGGCAUAUCUCGCAGCCAUGUUGCGGUUGAAUCUGCGUACACCUUUGUGGAAUGCCCCGCGGGGUCAAAACCCGCUGGACGGAGGUAGUCCGUACUACGACACCUACGAGACCAAGGAUCCAGGGAAAUAUUUCGCCGUGGGGGCUCUUGAGCCGCAGUUUUAUGCGGCUUUGCUGAAGGGAUUAGGGUUCAAAGCGGAGGAUCUUCCCUCGCGGAAUGACAGGACGAAUUGGCCAGUUCUCCAGGCGGCGUUUACGAAACGGUUUAGGGAAAAGACACGGGCGGAGUGGGAAGCCAUCUUUGACGGGACGGAUGCCUGUGCGACGCCCGUGCUGGAGCAGGGAGAGCUCGAACGGGGCGGAUACGAGCAACGACCCGCGGUGCAUUUGGUUGACACUUCAGGGUUGCCGAUCCAGGCGGACGACGGGGGGUGGACUGGGGGAGGACUCAUACCGGGAACGGGGGGAGAAGAGACGUUGAAUACAUGGUUGGGAUGGAAGAGGGGCAGAGAGUUUGAGGUGCGAGACGAUGGAGCGUUGCGGCGAGCGGACGAUAAGGCCAAAGCCAAGCUGUGAUGGGUGAUACAGAUGAGAUCACGACUGGAUUGCCCAGAUGACUACUAGCAGGACUAUUUUAGGCGAGUGCCACAAUGCCAUGGUUCAGUUGAAGCGAUCAUAGGGCUGAACACGAGAGACGAUGACAAUGGUACAUCAUGACUCGGGGUAUCCGAGGGUCUAACUCUGUCGGUAGCCUCUAUCCAAGGACCAAGUGAGACUUGAUCCAAACCUAGUCGGUGUCAAUAUGAUUGUCGUUAUUGUCGACGCCAGCUGAGCCCAUCCACACCCCCCAUUCUGGCUCUGCGGUUGGUUGAAACGUUGCAGCGGCUGGAUGUAACCCGCAGGGAUUGUGUGCUUGACAGUAUGUAACAGUCACGUCAUGGUAUUGACAGGCACAGUGCCUGAUAAAAUGA